Molecule: messenger RNA, 2789 nt
Organism: Syngnathus typhle (broad-nosed pipefish)
Lineage: Eukaryota; Metazoa; Chordata; Actinopteri; Syngnathiformes; Syngnathidae
Product: dynein, cytoplasmic 1, intermediate chain 2a-like
Exons: 17
Coding region: 182-2125 (647 amino acids)
Biological process (GO): transport along microtubule
Cellular component (GO): cytoplasmic dynein complex
Molecular function (GO): dynein light chain binding; dynein heavy chain binding
Source: RefSeq, a predicted model, not a curated record
UACAGAUUUUCACGGGGGUGGCUAACUCCUUUGGCACAACCCACUGACUCCGUUGUGCUUCCAGUUCCAGCAUCAUCACCGCUCAUCAUCACUUCGCUUCUCUUCCGGACCGCUUUGUCACUGGAUUGUUUUUACUUGGACGUCAGGUGGUUGGUUAUUCCGUUACAGGCACGCAGGCAGUAUGUCCGACAAGAGUGAGCUGAAGGCCGAGCUUGAGAGGAAGAAACAGCGCAUCGCCCAGAUUCGAGAGGAGAAGAAAAGAAAAGAAGAAGAGAAGAAGAAGAAGGAUGGAGACUCAAAGCGUGCGGUGGAUUCCGCCGCGGGUGCCGAAGACUCGGACCUGGAGAAGAAGAGGAAGGAGGCCGAGGCUUUGUUGCAGAGUGUUGGCAUUACCCCUGACAUACAACAUGCCACAGCUCAGCCCCUGAGGGUAGUAACAGAGGAUACCUGUCUGUUUCACUACCUAGUCCCCGCCCCCAUGUCUCCCUCCAACAAAUCAGUGGCCAGCGACGCGGGAAGCCAGGAUUCUGGGGACGGAAACGCAGGACCAAGGACUUUGCAUUGGGACCCCGACCCCUCUACUCUGCAACUCCACGCCGACUCUGAGCUGAUGGGGCGUGGGGCCGUGAGGCUCGGCAUGUCCAAAGUGAUUCAAGUGGACAUUGUCCCCAAAGAGAUGGUGUCCUACUCAAAAGAGACCCAGACUCCCAGUGAAGCUCACACAGAACAAAAAGCAGAUGAGGAUGAGGAUGAGGAGAUAAGUGCGGCCCCACCAGUAGAGGUUGCUCAAGAGGAGAAAGAAGACCAGGGAGACCAACAUGAGGAAGACAUUCCCAAAGAGCUGACGGGAGAAGAGAAGCUGCAGGUCCUGCAUUCUCAGGACUUCCUGGCCUUUUUCGAACGCGGCAGCCGCAUUGUGGAGCGAGCGCUGUGCGAGCAGGUGGACGUCUGCUUUGACUACAGCGGCCGAGAUCUGGAGGACAAGGAGGGGGACCUGCAGGCGGGCGCCAAGCUGGUUCUGAACCGACAGUUUGCAGACGAACGCUGGAGCAAAAACAGAGUGGUCACCUGUCUCGACUGGUCUCCUCAGUACCCGGAGCUGCUGGUGGCCUCCUACAACAACAACGAGGACUCUCCUCAUGAGCCUGACGGAGUAGCCCUGGUCUGGAACCUGAAAUACAAGAAGAGCACCCCGGAGUACAUCUUCCACUGUCAGUCGGAGGUGAUGUCGGCUGGCUUUGCAAAGUUUCACCCCAACCUGGUUGUGGGCGGCACCUACUCGGGACAGAUUGUCUUAUGGGACAACCGCAGCAACAAGCGAACCCCCGUCCAGAGAACGCCGCUGUCGGCCACCGCGCACACGCAUCCCGUCUACUGCGUGAACGUGGUGGGAACGCAGAACGCCAACAACUUGAUCAGCAUCUCCACAGACGGCAAGAUGUGCUCGUGGAGCCUGGACAUGUUGUCCCAGCCGCAGGACAGUUUGGAGCUGGUGUUCAAGCAGAGCAAGGCGGUGGCCGUCACCUCCAUGGCCUUCCCGCUGGGUGAUGUGAACAACUUUGUGGUGGGCAGCGAGGACGGAUCCGUCUAUACUGCCUGUCGCCACGGGAGUAAGGCGGGCAUCACCGAGGUGUUUGAGGGCCACCACGGUCCAGUGACGGGAUUGAGUUGCCAUACAGCGGCGGGACCCGUGGACUUCUCUCAUCUCUUCAUCUCCUCUUCCUUCGACUGGACCGUCAAACUCUGGAGCACCAAGAGCACCCGGCCGCUCUACUCCUUUGAGGAUAGUUGUGACUACGUGUACGACGCCGUGUGGUCUCCGACGCACCCUGCGCUCUUCGCUUGCGUGGACCUUGCCGGACGUCUGGACUUGUGGAACCUCAACAACGACACGGAGGUCCCCACCGCCAGCGUGUACGUGGAAGGGGCUCCGGCGCUGAACCGCGUGCGAUGGGCUCACUCGGGAAAAGAGAUCGCUACGGGAGACUCGGAAGGACAAGUGCGGGUGUACGACGUGGGCGAGCAAAUCUGCGUGCCCAAGGCCGACGAGUGGACGCGCUUCGUCAGGACCCUGGCCGACAUUAACGAGAACAGAGACGAAGCCGAGGAGCUCGCCAACGUUUGAAGAGGCAACCCUUUUUCUUUUCUUUUCCUUCCACUUCCUGAAAUCACACGAGUUGGCGUCCUGCUUCCGGCCAGCCUGGAGAAACGUGCGGUGUUAGAUUGGAAUAGAACCAUUUGGAUGUUUGUUUGUGGAUCCCCCACUGACUGCUCAGUCAAUAUGGCCUCAAUCAAUAUGCAACUAUUUGUACUUGCACCUUUCUACGUACUAAUGUUGCAUUUUUCUAACAUUGUUUGAUUUGAUAUUUCCACAACACACCUUUUUGUGUCCAGGUCAGCACAAAUUGGAGACAUUAUUUCACUGUGUCCUGUGCAAGGGAGUGUUACACAGACAUAUUUAAUACUAUUUAUUCGGGUGCUUGCACGCAUAUAGUACUUUAAAAGGCUGCUUUGCACUUCAAAGUCUAUGCGCCGCACGCACUUAGCACUACAAGCUUUUUUUUAACUUGAAACUAUUAUUUCAUUUCUCAUGCAUUGCUUAAGAGCAGUCAUUUUUAGUAUCAAAAUGAAUUUGGAUGAUGAAGGUGUAGUUCAAAGGUCAUUGUUCUAGCUACUUUACCAUCCAACUCCUCAUGUUCAUGUUACAAACUAGCUGGUGUUUCUCAAUGUCUUGGACAAUAGUUUGAGAAGAACUUAACUUGUUGCUAAUUAAAAAGCAGAUGUGGCUA